AUGGUGCACCUCGAGCUCGAGCUCUCUAUUGUCGUUUUGGCGUUGAACCCCUGCACUGUUUCGAUGGCUACCUCAGUCCCAGUAAUAGUCCCUCCUCUGAAUCUUCCAUGCAAGCAACCUCUUCCUAGGAAUCACUAUCGCCCGGUCAAUGAGAGACUUAUCCACGAAGCAUACGAUCAGUGUCUGCAAAACGAACUGGAGGCGGGGAACAACGAGAGGUUUCUCAUGUGGGCUCGCUGUUUAGGACAUCUCAUUCGCGAAGCUCCCGACACCGCUGCGAGGACUGGUGUUGCUGAGGAGAUCAAUCGGUGUAAUGGCAGCCGUGCUCAGAUGGACUUGUUGGCAGAGUUCUACGUCAAUCACUUGAUUCGCCUCUUCCGGCAGGACAAAGUGCGCACGCCGACGCGAUCGACACAUUCCUCUCGCAGCAGUUCAUCUGAUGAACAAUGA
Cyclocybe aegerita is the source of this 450-nucleotide messenger RNA. The record is from the annotation of a GenBank genome assembly. NCBI's taxonomy places the organism in Eukaryota, Fungi, Basidiomycota, Agaricomycetes, Agaricales, Hemipholiotaceae.